AUGGAGACGAGGCAGGGUACGGGGGACAUGAAGACAAGUCAGGAUACUGAGGACAUGAGACGAGGCAGGGUACUGGGGACAUGGAGACGAGGCAGGGUACUGGGUUAAGGGUGACGAGGCAGGAUACUGGGUUAAUGGGGACGAGGCAGGAUACUGGGUUAAUGGGGACGAGGCAGGGUACUGGGGACAUGGAGAUGAGGCAGGAUACUGGGGACAUGGAGACGAGGUAGGAUACUGGGUUAAUGGGGAUGAGGCAGGGUACUGGGAACAUGGAGACGAGGCAGGGUACUGGGAACAUGACGUGACUCCCAAAUAAGUCAACACAUUACUUUGUCAGAAUGUGCAUAAUGUAGAUACAGAGCUUUGAGUAUUUAUAUGAUUUUUUGAAGAGUAUUUAGUUCCUGUUUCUAGUUUUUUAAGAAUCAAAUCAUUGUAUAAAAGUUGUUGAGUGUUGACUCUGUUGGAAAUAUCUCCGCUAAGCAGCGUUGACUAAAGGACCUCUGUCAACAGUAGAUAUUGGACUGCGUUGCUCAGCCGCAGUUUCAACUACUUCCUUCCUCACUCUGUCAGUGUGUGUUUGGGUCUUUGAGUGUGCUUGCCUUCCUGCCUGCGGACGCACGCGCUUACGACCUUCACAAGGGCUGCGAGAGUAACUGGGGAGCUGGACCUGACUGCAGCCAAUCGAUCGCUCGCCCUCACCACCCCUCUUCCGCUCAGCAGUCUCUCUCCAAACGCACAUGCACACCACACACUCCUCACCACCUCAUUGCCCAAAUAGACUCACAUAUGAGUGACAGGGCCAAUUUCUCUCGCCUUCCACUCCCCUCCUCUAAUUCAUAGCCAUUGAUUUACACUUGGCGGUCUGAAUGCUCUUUACACACACACACACACAAACAUAGCUCCUUUGUAUGGAUCACAAUGCAGACACACACUUGGUGUCUCAGCACAUGGAUUGAAGGAAUGAAGGGACUUUCUGAAGGACUGUAGAAGGUCUUCAGAUGUGUAGCACAGUGUUUCCCAAACCUCUCCUUGAGUACUCCCUGCUGUUCCUCUUAUUUUAUGUAUUCCAGUCCAAGUUCACCUGAUUCAACUGAUCAACGUCUCAUCAAUCCCUUCAUUAGUUGAAUUAAGUGUGUUAGUUCUGGAUUACAUCAGCUCAUUGUGUCUGAUUCUCUUUAGUUCUCCUUCGUCCUAGUUCUGCCUGGUUCUCUUUAGUUCUCCUUCGUCCUAGUUCUGCCUGGUUCUCUUUAGUUCUCCUUCGUCCUAGUUCUUCCUGGUUCUCUUUAGUUCUCCUUCGUCCUAGUUCUUCCUGGUUCUCUUUAGUUCUCCUUCGUCCUAGUUCUCUUUAGUUCUCCUUCGUCCUAGUUCUGCCUGGUUCUCUUUAGUUCUCCUUCGUCCUAGUUCUCUUUAGUUCUCCUUCGUCCUUGUUCUUCCUGGUUCUCUUUAGUUCUCCUUCAUCCUAGUUCUCUUUAGUUCUCCUUCGUCCUUGUUCUUCCUGGUUCUCUUUAGUUCUCCUUCGUCCUAGUUCCUCCUGGUUCUUGUAAUGGAGAUCUGGCAUAUGUGGAAUGGUCCUGGGUACUUGAGAAGAGGUGUGGAAUGGUCCUGGGUACUUGAGAAGAGGUGUGGAAUGGUCCUGGGUUCUCGAGAAGAGGUGUGGAAUUCCCCUGGGUCUCGAGGAGAGUUGUGGGAAACACUGCUGUGAUAUUUUUAACUAUAGCUAUAAUGUAACUAAAGUGUGUGUGUGUGUGUGUGUGUAUUCAGGUGGGUCUCCAGGCUCUGACCCCCAGGUGACCAAUGAGAGCGUCCGCAGCAGGGACCAGAUCCUCCAGACUCUGACUGACCUGUCCAGGGCCUUCCAGGACAUCGCUGACCGCUGUCUGCUGGUCCUCCACCUGGAGGUCAGGUACGUACAGACAUGGACUCUCCAGGAUAAACACCCAGCCUGGGUCAUGUUCAUAAUGACCUUUCCCUAUUGGUCAAGUACAGAUAAUACUACCUCCCGCUUCACUCCGUUUUUCUUCCGUUUGGUCACUAGCGAACACAAUCUUGAUUUAUAGAAUCUUCCUCUCCAUGGUUUAACAGUGUUUUCAGUCUUGGUCCUGAGUGGGGGCAGACUGAGUUAGCAGGCUGUUGUUCUGUCAGACUAUCAUGUUGACUGUCAGACCUUGCAUAGUUCCACCUAUGAAUUUCAGGGUGGUUACAUUUGUUGAGCCCCGUCCCUCAACUUUAUAGCAAACCAAGUGGCAGGGCUGUCGUUUUGGAAUUUUAGAACCACUUUAGGUAUGUAUAUGUGUGUGUGUAUAUAUAUAUAUAUAUAUAUAUAUUAGGGGUGUAACGAUCCAUCUACUACAUCGAUGUAUCGAUUUAUAUUCCUAUGAUCCAACUACAUCGAUCUGUGCUCGGCGAGUUGGCCUUUUGGACAACAUAUAUCGAUCUAACAUCGUUUUAAAAUGUAAUAAAUCGAUUGUAUCGAUACUAGGAAAUAACCCAUUGGAUUUAAGCACGUCAGACUUUAUAUGGAUGUUUUUUCUUAGCACUUUUAAUGAUAAAGGCUUUAAACAUUACUCGAUUCAGUCUGCCUAGCCGUGACGUCAUCGCGCCAGCAGCAGCGCAAAGGCGCCAAGACAACAAAACAUAGCAUGCCGGAUAACAGAGGAGAAGCCGACGAGCGAGAAAUUAUCAAGCCACCAUUGCGGUCCUUACAAGAAACAGGAAUCUAGGAAACUUCACCUGCACUGUCCAGUAUCCAGGUAUUUAUUUCAGUCACACUGGUUGAAUUUUUGGCUAAAAGGUUACUGAAUCGAUUUAAAGUCACUGAAUCGUUUCGGAUCGUAUCGUUCUAAAUGAACCAAUAUCGUCCUUGAAUCGUAUCGACAACCACGAAUCGUGAUACAAAUCGAAUCGUUGUUAAAACGAAUCGUUACACCCCUAAUAUAUAUAUAUAUACAGUGAGGGAAAAAAGUAUUUGAUCACCUGCUGAUUUUGUACGUUUGCCCACUGACAAAGAAAUGAUCAGUCUAUAAUUUUAAUGGUAGGUUUAUUUGAACAGUGAGAGACAGAAUAACAACAAAAUAAUCCAGAAAAACGCAUGUCAAAAAUCGUAUACAUUUAUUUGCAUUUUAAUGAGGGAAAUAAGUAUUGACACCCUCUCAAUCAGAAAGAUUUCUGUCUCCCAGGUGUCUUUUAUACAGGUAACGAGCUGAGAUUAGGAGCACACUCUUGAAGGGAGUGCUCCUAAUCUCAGUUUGUUACCUGUAUAAAAGACACCUGUCCACAGAAGCAAUCAAUCAAUCUGAUUCCAAACUCUCCACCAUGGCCAAGACCAAAGAGCUCUCCAAGGAUGUCAGGGACAAUAUUGUAGACCUACACAAGGCUGGAAUGGGCUACAAGACCAUCGCCAAGCACCUUGGUGAUAAGGUGACAACAGUUGGUGUGAUUAUUCGCAAAUGGAAGAAACACAAAAUAACUGUCAAUCUCCCUCGGCCUGGGGCUCCAUGCAAGAUCUCACCUGGUGGAGUUGCAAUGAUCAUGAGAACGGUGAGGAAUCAGCCCAGAACUACACGGGAGGAUCUUGUCAAUGAUCUCAAGGCAGCUGGGACCAUAGUCACCAAGAAAACAAUUGGUAACACACUACGCCGUGAAGGACUGAAAUCCUGCAGCGCCCGCAAGGUCCCCCUGCUCAAGAAAGCACAUAUACAUGCCCGUCUGAAGUUGGAAUGAUUCAGAGGAGAACUGGGUGAAAGUGUUGUGGUCAGAUGAGACCAAAAUGGAGCUCUUUGGCAUCAACUCAACUCGCCGUGUUUGGAGGAGGAGGAAUGCUGCCUAUGACCCCAAGAACACCAUCCCCACCGUCAAACAUGGAGGUGGAAACAUUAUGCUUUGGGGGUGUUUUUCUGCUAAGGGGACAGGACAACUUCACCGCAUCAAAGGGACGAUAGACGGGGCCAUGUACCGUCAAAUCUUGGGUGAGAACCUCCUUCCCUCAGCCAGGGCAUUGAAAAUGGGUCGUGGAUGGGUAUUCCAGCAUGACAAUGACCCAAAACACACGGCCAAGGCAACAAAGGAGUGGCUCAAGAAGAAGCACAUUAAGGUCCUGGAGUGGCCUAGCCAGUCUCCAGACCUUAAUCCCAUAGAAAAUCUGUGGUUCGAGUUGCCAAACGUCAGCCUCAAAACCUUAAUGACAAAUCCCUCCUGAGAUGUGUGCAAACCUGGUGGCCAACUACAAUAAAUGUCUGACCUCUGUGAUUGCCAGCAAGGGUUUUGCCACCAAGUACUAAGUCAUGUUUUGCAGAGGGGUCAAAUACUUAUUUCCCUCAUUAAAAUGCAAAUCAAUUUAUAACAUUUUUGACAUGCGUUUUUCUGGAUUUUUUUGUUGUUAUUCUGUCUCUCACUGUUCAAAUAAACCUACCAUUAAAAUUAUAGACUGAUCAUGUCUUUGUCAGUGGGCAAACGUACAAAAUCAGCAGGGGAUCAAAUACUUUUUUCCCUCACUGUAUAUCGUAAAAAAAAAAAAAAUGUUUUUAUUAUUAUUAUUUGAUCAAAUAUUGAAUUUGGCCUUUAGUACCAAAUCCCAUAGAAACGCAUUUAAUAACAUUCAUAAAUGGCAAAAAAAGACAGUCAAAAAAAAUUAUUCAUAAGGAACAAGGUUUUGAAGUGUCUGUCCUAUAUCUACGAGAUAUAUGAAAGCUCAGGAAAUAUAUGUAAUUUUUUUGUGGUAGGCACAACACUACCUCCAUACUUCAAUUCGUAUUUUAAACCAGUACCGGUUACCUUCAGACGAGUUAGUUUGUAGCCCAAAAGUUUGGACGCUACAAACAGAAGUUGGCACAUCGACGGUACCGACUUCAGACGAGUCCCGUGACACUUGUGGAGACCACCAUCGUGUUCGUGAGAGUCUCAUCUUUCCAUAGAGUGGUCCUUUGGGAUGUCUCAUGGUCUGACAAACACCGUGCGACAUUAGCGGAUGCGGUGCGUCAAUGGACUCUAGGGGGUCAAACAAGUGCAAGACAAUCUAAUAAUACACUCAGACCAAUGUCUUCCUCUGGAUCCAGUGAGUACGUCCAUUAACGUCUAAAACAAGUGAUUUACCAAGCAAACCCAGAAAACAACCAACUCUCUCCAUCAACAGCCCCUAACAGCCCCUAUCUCCUCAUCCCUCUCUCCAUCCCUCCAAUCCUUCCUCUCCUCCUCCCUCCUCAUCCCUCCUUCUCCUCCUCCAUCCCUCCUUUUUUUUUUUUUCCCCCCCCCUUUCUCCUCCCCCUCCUCCCCCCCCCCCUUUUCCCCCCCCCCCCCUGGGCCCCCCCUCCCCCCCCAACCUUUCCCCCGGGGCCCCCCCCAAAAUCGCCCCCCCCAAAAAAAAAAAAAAAAACCCCCCCCCCCCCCCCCCCCCCUUUUUCCCCCCCCCCCCCGGGAAAACUCCCCCCCCCAACCCCAUCCCCAUGAGGGAAAAAAAAAUUUUUUUUCCCAAAUUUUUUUUUUGGAAAAAAAGGGGGGAAAAAUGAUCCAUAAAAAUAAGGGAAAAACCCCCAAACAAAAUUUUCCCUUUGCAAAAGGGUCAAAUUUUCCCAAAAAGGGGGGGAAAAAUGGGGGGGGAAAGGGGGCAUUUAAGGGGGGGGGGGGGGGAAGAAAAAAAAAGGGGGGGAAAAGGGCCGGGGGAGGGGGGAGGGGAGGGAUGGGGGAACAGCCCGAGGGGGAAGGAAAAAAAAAAAUUUUUUAAAAAAGGGUUUGAAAAACUUUUGACCAAAUUUUUUUUUUUUUAAAUUUUAAAAGGGGGGUAAACCCAAAUUUUUUUUAAAAAAAAAAAGGGGGAAAAAAAGGGGAAACGGGGGGGGGGGGGAUGGGUGGAAUUUUAAAAACCCCCUUUUAAAAAAAAAUUUUUUUUAAAACCCGUUUUAAGAAAAUUUGGGAAAAAAUUUUAAAAAAAAGGUUUUUAAAACCCCCCCUUAUUUUUCUCUUCCUCCCUUUUUUUUCCCCCCCCUUUUCCCCCCCCUCCAUUUUCCCCCAAAAAAAACCCCCCCGAUUUUUUUCCCUUUCAUUUUUUUCCCCCCCCCCCUCUUCAUCAAAAGGCCCCCCCCCUUUUUGGGAAAAUUUUUUCCCCUUUUUCCCCCCCCCCCCCCCCCCCCCCCCCCCCGCUCCCCCCCCCCCCGGGGGGACCCCCCCCCCCCCGGGGGAACCCCCCCCCCCCGGUUCCCCCCCCCUUUUUUCCCCCCCCCCCCCCAAAAAAAAACCCCGGGGGGGGGAAAAAAGGGGGCAAAACGGGGGGGGGAAAAAAAAAAAAAAAAAAAACCCCCCCCCCCCCCCCCUUUUCCCCCCCCUCAAUUAUGUGAUAAAUAGAACUAACGUUUUAACAAUUAAUGUCAAACCCAACCCGCUUUUUUUAUUACUUUAACUACUACUACUAGUUUUGAAUGUUGUAGCCAUCAAUCACCCUAUUGCAAGUAUUUCAUUUAAAACUUCCCCCUUUCUCUGUAUGGGCCCUUACUUAUUGUAAUGAACGAUUACCCGGCCAAUCCUGCGAUAGUGAUGGGUUUAAUGGUCGGUUUCAAUAUUUUUGGUUAUCCGUCCCAGCUCUACUCCCGGGAACCUGAUUCCUGACCAUCCUGACUUCUCUACCAGUAGCUUUGGUGGACUCACACUCAAAAAUAUGUCUGUCUAUCCUCUCUCUCCAUCAUCUGUCUAUCCUCUCUCCUCCCCCUCCCUGCCCCUAUCCCCCUCCUCCCCUCCUCUGUCUACCUCUCUCCUCCCCUCCCUGUCUACCUCUCUCCUCCCCUCUCUUCCAAUCCUCUUCCGCCCUCCUGUACUCUCGUCUCCCCCCUGUGUCGUCACUACUCCUCCCCUCCUUUCUACCUCUCACCCCCUCUGUCCAUCCUCAUCAUCGCGCGGCCGGUACCUCUAUCGUCUCCCGUUCAUCCUCACUCCCCCCUCCUCUUCUAUCCUCACUCCUCCUCGCUCCUCGUCCUCUCCCCCUCCAGUAUAUUCUCUCCCCCCCUGUCUACUCUGCUCCUCAUCCUCUGUCUAUCCUCUACUCCUCCCUCCUCGUUUCUAUCCUCCCCUCCUCCCCUCUCUGUCUAUCCUCUCUCCUCCCUCCCUGUCUAUCCUCUCUCCUCCCCCCUCUGUCUACCCACUCCCUCCCCAUCCUCUGUCUAUCCUCUCUCCUCCCCCCUGAGAAUCACUCUCAUCCGCCCCUCCGUCUAUCCUCUCUCCCUCCCCUCCUCUGUCUAAUCCUUUCCUCUCCUCUGUUAUCCCCUACUCCUCUCCUCUGCUACCUCUCUCCUCCCCUCCUCUGUCUAUCCUCACAUCUCACCUCCGCUGGUCAUACUCUCAUCCUCCUCUGUCCAAUCUACUCUACCCUCCUGUACCAUGGUCUCCCCCUCCUCUAGGUCAUCUCUCCCCCUUGUCUAUCCUCUUCCUCCCUCCUUGUCUACUCUCUCCUCCCCUCUCUGUUAUCCUCUUUCCCCCUCUGUCUAUUCGUCUCCCCUAACCUCUGUCCAUCCCUCUCCUCCCUCCUUGUCCAUCUUUCCCUCCCUCCGGUACUCCUACUACCCCGUCCAUCUGUCCAGCAUGCUCUCCCUCUGUCCAUCCUCUCUCCUCCUCCUCUGUCUAUCCUCUCCUCCCUCCUCUGUCCAUCCUCUCUCCUCCCCUCCUCUGUCCAUCCUCUCUCCUCCCCUCCUCUGUCUAUCCUCUCUCCUCCCCUCCUCUGUCUAUCCUCUCUCCUCCCUUCAGAGUGCAUUGUUUCCACUACCUGAUUCCCCUGGCCAAGCAGGGGAACUAUGCCAUAGUGGCCAACGUGGAGAGCAUGGACUACGACCCCUUGGUGGUCAAACUCAACAAGGAUAUCAGCGCCAUCGAGGAGGUGAUGGGCGCCGCAUUGCAGCAGCACAAGUUCCAGUACAUCUUUGAAGGUAAGCCUGUUGUUGGGGGUCGUCCAUGA
Messenger RNA from Coregonus sp. 'balchen', 7930 nucleotides. The record is from the annotation of a GenBank genome assembly. Lineage: Eukaryota; Metazoa; Chordata; Actinopteri; Salmoniformes; Salmonidae.